Molecule: messenger RNA, 1259 nt
Organism: Metschnikowia bicuspidata var. bicuspidata NRRL YB-4993
Lineage: Eukaryota; Fungi; Ascomycota; Pichiomycetes; Serinales; Metschnikowiaceae
Gene: SAR1
Product: Arf family GTPase
Exons: 1
Coding region: 387-845 (152 amino acids)
Biological process (GO): membrane organization; intracellular protein transport; endoplasmic reticulum to Golgi vesicle-mediated transport
Cellular component (GO): endoplasmic reticulum exit site; COPII vesicle coat
Molecular function (GO): GTPase activity; GTP binding
Source: RefSeq, a predicted model, not a curated record
CAAGAACUUAUACAUAAAUAAUCGGACCAUGUGGAUCUUUAGCUGGGGUACGUAGAACACACACGGAUUGCAACCUAAGUAAAGCAUAGAACAUUCUGCCUGGCUUCUCCCCAGAAUUUUAUUGCUUUAGACCUUUCUUGUUGUUGGGGUCUGAUAAGAUAUGACCCUAGCUAUCGCAUAUUUAAGUCGAGCUUCUACAAAAAGAAGUGGGCCCACACAGGCUAGCCCGUUCCGUUUAAGGGCCAGUUUUCUCCUAUUUAGGCCUGUCACGACAUCUACUAACGUCCUCAGUACAAGACGUGUUGUCGUCGCUAGGCUUGUGGAAUAAGCAUGCCAAGUUGUUGUUUUUGGGUUUGGACAAUGCUGGAAAAACUACGUUGUUGCACAUGUUGAAGAACGAUCGCUUAGCCCAGUUGCAGCCCACGUUGCACCCCACUUCCGAGGAGUUGGCCAUCGGCUCGGUUAGGUUCACCACCUUUGAUUUGGGUGGCCAUCAACAGGCUCGUAGAUUGUGGAAGGACUACUUCCCAGAGGUCGACGGAAUCGUGUUUUUGGUUGACACGGCAGACUCCGAAAGAUUGGCCGAGUCCCGCGCUGAGUUGGCCGCUUUGUUUCAGAUCGAGGAGCUUAGCAAAGUACCGUUCUUGGUCUUGGGUAACAAGAUCGACAAGCCAAAUGCCGUGAACGAGUCCGAGUUGAAGGCUGCUUUGGACUUGUAUGGAACCACCGGCAAAGACGUGGGGAAGUUGCCCGAAAACAUCAGGCCUAUCGAGGUGUUCAUGGUGUCCGUUGUGAUGAGAAUGGGCUACGGCGAGGGGUUCAAGUGGUUGUCGCAGUACAUUUGAUAUUUGUAGAUAUUUACUGCGAGCUAGAUCCAUAUGAAAGAUAUCGAAUUUUUAUUGGGCCUUGUAGCUAUGCGGGGGAUGAUGAAGCCACGGGCCAAGAUGUGAGGAUUCAUACGUAGGCUCGUUUAGUACGCCAUGCAAGCCCGUCGAUCUGAACAGGUCUUUUCUCCUUUUGACAUAACUGGAUCUUUGGUGUCGUGUUGAGGAGUGUUUUUGUUGGAAGACAAAAAUUUGACCUUGUUAAGGGUUUUCCCAAACAGGGCUGGAUUUCGUAGAAUAACGUGACAUAUGAUUGGGUCAUUAAUAAUUGUUUACAGGGCACAUCAUCCCUCACAUGCGCUGAUUUACCAAUAGGUACAUGAGGCAGGCCAAUGCUCGAUGGUGCUUAACACUACUGUGUCAUAGAACACUCCA